AUGGCUUCAAUAACAGAACGGUAUAACGAUAUUGUUGACAUAUACUCUACUAAAUUAGAACAUUCAUCCUUGAGGCAAGAUUCGCAAGAAUAUCAGAAUUUACUACUUUCCACAAUCAAGAAAUUAUUAGACUUGAAAACAGCAGUUUAUGAUAGGCUCGCGUUAUUCAGUGCCAAUGAAACCAUAGAGGAUGUUUCUACGACUUCAAUCAAGUUUCUAGCAAUUGAUUACUAUUUGGGGCUCUUAAUAUCGAGAAGACAAUCUAAUGAUUCAAUUAUGGCUCAAAGGCAAAGUAUGAAGUUACUUUAUUUAAAUAAAAGUGUUGAAUCUUUUGUCAAAUUUUUAACUACUUUACAAGAUUAUAAGCUUCUGGAUCCUUUGAUUAGUAAAAGAUUAGAAAAUUUUAAGGUCCAUUAUAAACCACAACUAAACGAGUUAUAUGCACAACCUAAGAACGACAAAGAUUUAUCUGGAGCACAAUUGAAAAGGCAGGAAAAAAUUGAGUUAUUUCAACGCAAUAAAGAAAUUGGUGCAAAGUUAUACCAUUUAGAAUCACAACUAAAAGGCGAUGAUGAAGACCUUGAUCAUGAUGAAUUACUAAGAGAACUAUAUCUAGUAAGGCUACACCAAUUUAGUCUGAACACAUUCAAUAACAUUGAGCAAAAUUUAUUUGAAUGUGAAGUGCUAUCCAAUUUCCUCAAAAACGCACCACGUCAAACUGAGUCACCAGGGAUUCAAGAGCAGAAGGAAUUACAUCGUAAUGAUUCUACGGGCUUCACCGACAAACUGGAGACCAUAAACAAGCCUUUGAUAGACAAGAAGGGCCAAGUUUUAAGGAACUUCACGCUUGUUGACAAGAGACAACAGCUUCAACAAGAAGUGCGUGGGUACGGGCAGUAUGGACCCACAAUGUCAGUGGAAGAAUUUUUGGAUAAAGAGUUUGAAGACGGUAGAGUUCUUCAAGGUGGCGAAGAACCGGAAGAAGUCCGUGAUGAAGAAGACAUGGACUGGCAAGAUAAGGAAACCUAUAAAGCUCGUGACUGGGAUGAGUUUAAGGAAAGCCAUGCUAAAGGUAGUGGUAAUACAAUGAACAGAGGAUAG
Saccharomyces eubayanus is the source of this 1101-nucleotide messenger RNA. It is a transcript of the gene TAP42, whose product is annotated as Tap42p. The transcript has a single exon. Gene Ontology annotation, cellular component: cytosol. The record is from RefSeq and is a predicted model, not a curated record. Gene Ontology annotation, biological process: regulation of dephosphorylation; regulation of signal transduction. NCBI's taxonomy places the organism in Eukaryota, Fungi, Ascomycota, Saccharomycetes, Saccharomycetales, Saccharomycetaceae. Gene Ontology annotation, molecular function: protein phosphatase 2A binding. Bases 1 to 1101 code for a protein of 366 amino acids.